Sesamum indicum (sesame) is the source of this 2455-nucleotide messenger RNA. RefSeq names its product calcium-dependent protein kinase 18. Gene Ontology annotation, molecular function: protein kinase activity; calcium ion binding; ATP binding. The record is from RefSeq and is a predicted model, not a curated record. Lineage: Eukaryota; Viridiplantae; Streptophyta; Magnoliopsida; Lamiales; Pedaliaceae. Gene Ontology annotation, biological process: protein phosphorylation.
CCACCCCCCCUCUCUCUCUCAUCCCCUCUCUCUCUCUCUAUGCAAAAGUCGUUUUGACCGUGUCCACCACCUCCAUCUCCAUCUCCUUCUUCCCUUCUUCCUGCUAUCUGCUUUAAUCUUUCCUAUGAAUUUUAAAUUGUAGAUAUCAUUAUUUUCACAUUAUAAGUUGUUGAAUAUAUAUUCUUCUCCGUUUUUCUCUGUUUUGUCCAUCCAUGGCUGUGUCUUUAUGUGAUUGAUCGUCUGCAGUGAUCUCUGUUGAAUUCUUGUUUGAAUAUUCGGAAUCCUUUGAUUCGAGAGGGGAAGAGAAGAAAAAGUUGGAAUCUUGUUUUUUUCAGAAAUGGGUAGCUGUUUUUCCACCACGAAAGUGAGUGGUGCUAAUGGCAACGCCCCUUCCAUCACCACCACCGCCGUCAACUUCCAUUUCGGGAACCGCCGGGCCGCCGCGUCCAAGCCAGGCGCCACAAAACAAGAUGUCCCUCCCAAUAAUCCUCAGAAGACAAGAGAAAAUAACAAGACUCAACACCCACAGAAGCAAUCCCAGCAGGUUAUCAAGAAUUCUUCAAAGAAGCCAAGUGGGGUCAUUCCUUGUGGCAAGAGAACAGAUUUUGGGUAUGAUAAGGAUUUUGAUAAGCGGUAUACCAUAGGGAAAUUGUUGGGACAUGGCCAAUUUGGUUAUACAUAUGUUGCAAUUGAUAAGUCUAAUGGGGAUCGUGUAGCUGUCAAGAGAAUAGAGAAGAACAAGAUGGUUCUUCCAAUUGCUGUUGAGGAUGUCAAGCGAGAAGUCAAGAUAUUGAAAGCUUUAGCAGGCCAUGAGAAUGUGGUUCACUUCUAUAAUGCCUUUGAAGAUGAUUCUUAUGUAUAUAUUGUUAUGGAGUUAUGUGAGGGUGGAGAAUUGCUAGACCGUAUCUUAUCGAAAAAGGAUAGCCGGUACACAGAAAAAGAUGCAGCAAUUGUUGUAAGGCAGAUGCUAAAAGUUGCUGCGGAGUGCCAUUUACAUGGUUUUGUACAUCGAGAUAUGAAGCCGGAGAAUUUUCUAUUUAAGUCCCCAAAAGAGGAUUCACCACUAAAGGCUACAGAUUUUGGUCUUUCUGACUUCAUAAGACCAGGAAAGAAAUUCCAAGACAUUGUUGGCAGUGCAUAUUAUGUUGCUCCAGAGGUAUUGAAGCGUAAAUCAGGCCCUGAAUCAGAUGUAUGGAGCAUUGGUGUGAUUACUUACAUUUUGCUCUGUGGUCGGCGGCCCUUCUGGGACAAAACUGAGGAUGGCAUCUUUAAGGAGGUUCUCAGGAACAAGCCGGACUUCCGCCGCAAACCAUGGCCAGGGAUAAGCAAUGCUGCUAAAGAUUUUGUAAAGAAGCUACUGAUGAAAGAUCCUCGUGCAAGACUUACAGCAGCCCAGGCCUUAUCACAUCCAUGGGUACGAGAAGGAGGUGAAGCUUCAGAGAUUCCUCUGGACAUUUCUGUUCUAAAUAACAUGAGGCAGUUUGUGAAAUACAGUCGAUUUAAGCAGUUUGCGCUUCGGGCUUUGGCUAGCACACUUGAUGAUGAGGAGCUGGCUGAUCUUAGAGAUCAGUUUGAUGCAAUUGAUGUGGAUAAAAAUGGCGUGAUCAGUCUUGAAGAAAUGAGACAGGCCAUGGAGAAGGAUCUUCCUUGGAAAAUGAAGGACUCACGAGUUGUCGAAAUCCUUCAAGCGAUUGAUAGCAAUACUGAUGGACUUGUGGAUUUCUCUGAGUUCGUUGCAGCUACCCUACACGUCCAUCAAUUGGAGGAGCAUAAUUCAGAAAAAUGGCAGCAAAGGUCGCAGGCUGCUUUCGAAAAAUUUGAUGUCGAUCGAGAUGGAUUUAUAACUCCGGAAGAGCUUAAAUUGCACACAUGUCUAAGGGGUUCGAUAGACCCCCUUCUAGAAGAAGCAGAUCUCGAUAAAGAUGGAAGGAUUAGCUUAUCUGAGUUCCGCAGACUCUUAAGAACUGCCAGUAUGAGUUCGCGGGGUGUGAAUAGUCCCGCUGCACGUCGAGGUGCAAACAAGAUGUUGCAAUGAGGUAUUUUGGCGCUUGUGAGUGGUGAGUAUAAUGAGAGUAUCCUAAAGAGUCCAAUCUGCUGCAAUUAUCAAUAUUCUCAUAUAUCCUUUUUUCAUCUGCACGUAUCCAAUGAUGCUCCUGUGCGUCCCUCCUGGACUUGUGGUAGUUAGUCAGGCUACGAGCACAUCAUGCCAAGGGUGCGGAAUGUAGAACAAGGUUCAUUGGUAAUCCUCAACAUUGGCAACAUGAAGAGGGCUUGUAUUACUGUAAAUUAUGUGUUGGUAAUGUCUAGUAUCUAGUUGCCUAUGAACUGAUGAUAGUCGUCAAUGAAAAUCGUUGUCGUUGUUGUCGUCUACUUUAUUUCGUUCCCUUUCUUGAAAUAUGUAUCACAAUAAACCUCUACUUGUAUUCUCCUUUUCAAGAGUAAUAGAGUUGGUAAA